Molecule: messenger RNA, 981 nt
Organism: Lodderomyces theae
Lineage: Eukaryota; Fungi; Ascomycota; Pichiomycetes; Serinales; Debaryomycetaceae
Gene: SPT14
Product: phosphatidylinositol N-acetylglucosaminyltransferase
Exons: 1
Coding region: 1-981 (326 amino acids)
Biological process (GO): GPI anchor biosynthetic process
Cellular component (GO): glycosylphosphatidylinositol-N-acetylglucosaminyltransferase (GPI-GnT) complex
Molecular function (GO): phosphatidylinositol N-acetylglucosaminyltransferase activity
Source: RefSeq, a predicted model, not a curated record
AUGAAGACAGUGUUUACGGAUCACUCGUUGUUUGGGUUUGCUGAUUUCGGGUCGAUUUGGGGCAAUAAAGUUUUGAAGUUUGCCAUUGGUGACGUGGGCCAUGUGAUUUGUGUCAGUCACACGUGUAAGGAGAAUACGGUGUUGCGGGGGAGCGUUGAGCCGUGGAGAGUGUCGGUGAUACCCAACGCAGUCAUUUCCAAGGACUUCCAACCUGAACCUUCAAUUAAAAAGAAGAGAAAAGACGACGUGAUUACAAUUGUCGUUAUUACCAGACUAUUCCCAAAUAAGGGAGCAGACUUGUUGACGGCCAUCAUUCCAAGAAUCUGCCUUUCUAAUCCAAAAGUGAAGUUCAUAAUUGCUGGAGACGGGCCCAAAUUUUUGGAUUUGGAGCAAAUGAGGGAGAAAUACUUUUUACAAGAGCGGGUCGAGCUAAUCGGAGCCGUUAAACACGAAGAAGUUAGGAAUGUGAUGACACAGGGUGAAAUAUAUCUACAUCCGUCACUAACUGAGGCUUUUGGUACUGUUAUCGUUGAAGCUGCGUCUUGUGGACUUUAUGUGGUGACGACCAAAGUAGGAGGGAUACCAGAGGUGCUACCCUCCAACAUGACAAGCUUUGCUGAGCCAGAGGAAGAUUCACUCGUUGAAACGACUUUGGCAGCAAUUGAUAAGAUACAAUCGGGUGAAGUCGAUACCUCGAAUUUCCACGAGAGUGUAUCCAAGAUGUAUAGCUGGAGCGAUAUAGCUCAAAGAACAGAAGCUGUUUAUGACAGUUUGGAUUUGGAUGAAUUGAAUCCACCUUUGAUAGAGAGACUACUGAAGUUUUACAAUUGUGGAUUGAUUGCCGGUAAGUUAUUCGUCUUGAAUUUGAUUGUCGACAUAUUUAUAUACACCAUCCUUGAGUGGUUGUAUCCUAGGGAUCAUAUUGAUCUAGCGACCAAAUGGCCAAAGCAGAGGAAACCUCGACCUAGCAGGAGCCAUUAA